Molecule: messenger RNA, 737 nt
Organism: Astyanax mexicanus (Mexican tetra)
Lineage: Eukaryota; Metazoa; Chordata; Actinopteri; Characiformes; Acestrorhamphidae
Exons: 7
Coding region: 149-676 (175 amino acids)
Source: RefSeq, a predicted model, not a curated record
UUAUUAUCUGUAUUAUCUUUUAAUUACUGUAUAUAAUUUUAUAUAAUUGGAUUAUCUGUGCUGUUUUGUCAUUAAUUAAUUGUAUUUGGUUUUUUGUUUUUCAGGUGACUGUAGCCGCUGAGGGAGCUCACCCCCAUACCGGUCAGGUAUGGAUCCCCGGUGGAGGAGCAGACCUCUUCCAAUAGUGGCGCAGUCAGGAAACUUUUGUUUCAGGACUCGUCGUGUGUCUCCGUGGCAGGGUGAAGAUCCAGCCGCCUGUGAGGAGCCCCAGCUGUGUCAGCCCGGGUUCCUCGAGAUGAAGCCGAGGGCCCACAUUAAGAAGUGCACAGAAGGUCAGCUGGAGGGACUCCUUCCCACCUCCCACCCAGAGUCUCCAUUGCCUUCAACAACACCUGAAAGGGAUGACUGUAAGGCUCUGGUGGUGGUUGCGGAGGCAGAACCCUUGAACACGCUGAACACUUCUGGUCCAGUUGCACAGUGUGAGGAAGCCCGGAUCACGUCCCUCACCACCACCCACCACCCGGAGACAUUCAGCCAGUCAGGGAUCGAUGUCCUGGUGGUGGUUGCAGAGGCGGGUCCCUCUUACAGGCUGGACACCAACAGCACCGAGCCUGAGUCUGAGCCAGUGCCAGUUGCACAGGUAAGAGUUGGGAAUAAAUUCUGCUGUCAGCUAUAGAAGAAGUACCUGCAGUAUCAGAUUGUUUAGAUAUUUUCCAUGUAUGACCCAUUACUGUAUC